AUGUUGUUGAAGUCAGUCCUGACCUCGGGUCUCUUGGCCCUUUCUAUGGGCUCGGAGGCUGUCGAGGCGUCGACCUUUGGACGUCUUGGCAAGCUCGCCCGUGAACCCCUAGCGAGAGCCAACAGGGUUGUCCAGGCGGCACACGCCAAGGCAGUCCGUUGUACAAAGGACUUUCGCUUUUUGAGUGACAACACCCAGAAGUACCUGGUCAACCACAUGCCCGAUGUCCCCUUUGACAUCGGUGAGAUGUACUCGGGCCUGGUGCCAAUUGACGAGGAUGAUGAGUCGCGAGAGCUUUUCUUCGUUUUCCAGCCCACCAUUGGUGAGCCAGUCGACGAGGUUACCAUUUGGCUGAAUGGUGGACCGGGCUGCAGCUCCAUGGAGGGUUUCUUGCAGGAGAAUGGCCGCUUCAUCUGGCAGCCCGGCACUUUUGCCCCCGUAGAGAACCCCUAUUCCUGGGUGAACCUGACCAACAUGCUUUGGGUCGAUCAACCCGUCGGGACGGGUUUCUCCAUCGGCAAGCCGACUGCCACCACCCAGGAAGAGACGGCGCAGGACUUCAUCAAGUUCUUCAAGAACUUCGAAAAAACGUUCGGAAUUAAGAACUUCAAGAUUUACGUGACCGGUGAGAGCUACGCUGGCCGCUACGUCCCGUACAUCUCCGCCGCCAUGCUUGACGAGAAGGACAAGGAAUACUACGAUCUGCAGGGUGCAUUGACCUACGACCCCUGCAUUGGUCAGUUCGACUAUGUCCAGGAGGAGAUUCCCGUCGUGCCUUUCGUCCAGCAGAACGCGAACCUGUUCAACUUCAACGAGACAUUCAUGGCCGAUCUUGAACAGCUCCACCAGCAGUGUGGCUACGCCGACUAUAUCGACAAGUACCUGACCUUCCCACCCCCGAAGGAGCAGCCGCCCUUGUUCUUCAACUACACGUCCAUGGCUAACUGCGACCUGUUCGACCUCGUAAUCAACGAAGCCUACAGCAUCAACCCAUGCUGGGAUCUAUACGAAGUCAACCUGAAUUGUCCACUACUGUGGGAUGUCUUGGCCUUCCCUACCGCACUGGACUACGAAUCCCCAGGAUCAACCGUGUAUUUCAACCGCGCGGACGUCAAGGAGGCAAUGCACGCUCCUAACAUAACAUGGUCCGAGUGCUCAACGGAACCCGUCUACGUAGGCGGCAGCUCCGGCCCCGAACAAGAGGGCGACACCUCCGCCAACCCAAUCGAGCAUGUUCUGCCACAGGUGAUCGAAGGGACGAACCGCGUCCUCAUCGGCAACGGUGGCUACGACAUGGUCAUCAUCACCAACGGAACCCUGAUGACCAUCCAGAACAUGACCUGGAACGGCCACCUUGGAUUCCAGGAGAAACCCGAGACUCCUAUCAACAUCGAGAUCCCCGAUCUCAUGUACAAUUGGGUUUUCGAGGAGAACGGUCAGGCCGGCGUCGAUGGCCCACAGGGGAUCAUGGGCGUGCAGCACUACGAGCGUGGAUUGAUGUGGGUUGAGACAUACCAGUCGGGCCACAUGCAGCCGGAGUUCCAGCCGCGUUCCUCGUACCGCCACCUGGAAUGGCUGCUUAACCGCACUGAUCAUAUCUAA
This is a messenger RNA of Penicillium cinerascens, 1602 nucleotides long. It is a transcript of the gene sxa2, whose product is annotated as putative pheromone processing carboxypeptidase (Sxa2). Bases 1 to 1602 code for a protein of 533 amino acids. Gene Ontology annotation, biological process: proteolysis. The record is from RefSeq and is a predicted model, not a curated record. NCBI's taxonomy places the organism in Eukaryota, Fungi, Ascomycota, Eurotiomycetes, Eurotiales, Aspergillaceae. The transcript has 4 exons. Gene Ontology annotation, molecular function: serine-type carboxypeptidase activity.